AAAACGGCGCGUCACCGUGAUUCUUGCUGAUGCAUUGUUUACCCGGAAAACACAUCGACUGUAAUUUGACAUGACAAUGUUACGAUUUCGAGAACACAGUGGAUUAUCAGAACCAAGCUACCGCGAACGUCAUUAUCAUAAUAGAUUGAGCGUGUACAGUGUUGGUGUUCAUAGAUUGCUUAAAAUUGGAAACGUCGUUUGACAUCCCUCAGUGUUUGAGAGACUUUAACCGCGAACAGCGAAAACUGUAAAACAGUGUAGUCUCGUCCUUGCUCUAUCGGUUCAUCGGUUCACUCUACUCAUUGCAUUAAAAACAAUUUUGAAACUUCUUAUCCGAACCAUUUCUGUCAAAUUCACAACCCCGAACUUGAUAAUUACGCACGUUUUUGGUAAACUUGGAAUUGGUUGGGGGAAAGUUGGUUUCGGCCAACGUUAGAAUCUCAGUGGUCAACUCGUCAUUUUACUGCACGGCAUCAUGCAGUUGCAUAGAUUCUUGAGUGUGAUUCUUGUCGCAAUGUUAUCAAGAAGUUCAUGUUCACAGGAUUUUAUUUGCGGGGAUCCACUGGGAAUGGAAAGUGGUGGGAUUCCCGACAGUAGGAUAUCAGCCGCGCGGUCUUAUCAAACACCGAGAUAUGAGGGUGACUGUCAGCCGAAGAACGGCCGACUGAACCAGAAUGGAACCAUAAACCCGCCCGUUGCUGGGGGCUGGUGCGCUUACAGUGAUGAUACGAACGUGGAUGACCUAUGGUUCCAAGUCGACCUGGUUGAGCAAACACUGGUUGAAGGCGUUAUUACACAAGGUGUCAAUGAUCCCACCAAUCGGUGACUAUCGUUCAUACGUAAGCACAUACAAGGUUCAGUACAGCAUGGACGAAAGUGAAUGGAAAAGUGUUACUUCUGCUGAUAGUAAAACCGAGAUUUUUGAGGGCAACCAAGGCUUGACAGACACCGUUACGAGAAAGUUUGACAGUUCAAUUCGAGCUCGUUUCAUCCGCAUUAUUCCCAUAACGUUCAGCUAUUGGCCGUCGAUGCGUGUGGAACUCAUUGGUUGCAGUGAAUGCCCAGCUGAUGUAUACAUGUACAAUGGAACACAAGGCCCGUUGGUCUUCCCUUCCACCAGAGUGGGCAACGUGGCUAUUUCUUCUCAGAACUGCUCAUCGGAUCCUUUCAUGGCAACGAGGGAGUGUGCCGUGGACGAACUGCUACGUGCCUAUUGGAAGAAUCCAAUCACAACGCCGUGCAGCUUGGAUGAAUUGGAAACGGUGGAAAUCAAAACAGAGAAUGUUGCUGCAGUGGCUACGGCACUCAAGAGCCAGUCGUCACUUGAGGAAAACCACAAUGCUGACGGCAUUGUUUCCAUUGGAGUCGCUCUAAUCGGUAUCUUGCAGUUUUCUACUGCGCCGCCUGACAUUCAGAUUGCUGGUGAAGUGGUUAGCAUUUUAAACGACUUGCUUCAGUUUAACCAUACGGUAUUUGACGACCUAGGGGAGAGUAACAUUACAUCUCAAAUCAUCUUGGCAAUGGAAAGCUACAUCAGUGCUCUCCAGAAAGCCGACAUGGGUAACUUAACCUUAGUGGAGAACAGCCUUGCCGUGGUGGCGGUCACCGUACCACGGGAAGGCCUCGGAUACGGUUUGGUGUUCGGCAGUAAUUCCACUGACUCUGGCGGCGACCAUGAUACUUUGAAACCGGAGGAUAUUUUCCUUCUUACUGAUGGAGGAAGGGGCCAGAAUCCAGUAAUUGAUGAUGCUGGUAUAUCCAUCCAACUACCAAAUGCAAUCCUUAAACAAGUCAAUUCAACAGAAGAUCCAGUUCCAAUCAGUUUCUUCAUCUACCAGAACAGCAAGUUGUUCCGGCCUCCCCAAAUGCGGAACCAGAGUAAGAACGUGUCUUCACGUCGUGUUAUUGCUGCUACCGUUGAGGGCGUAAUGAUAGAUAAACUAGAUUCUCCAGUCAUCACUACAUUUCCCACUCCCAAAGUCAACAGAGCAAACGAGACGGUGGAUAGAUUCAUGUGUGUGUUCUGGGAUUACUUAUCUAACGGCCUUGGUAGUUGGUCAAGUCAAGGAUGUAGACUGGCCUCCGACAACAGUAACGCCGAUGGCCAGACAGUGUGCCACUGUGAUCAUUUGACAAGCUACCACACCUUUGGAGUUAUCUUUGAUAUUCAUGGUAACAAAGAUGUCAGCAUAGAACGCGGCAUCAUCAGCAGGAUACUACUUGCGAUAUCCAUCGUUGCUCUCAUUGUUACCAUUGUCUCUUUUCUUGCAAUCGGGAAAUGUCGCAAAAGUCGUCCUAAGCAGAUCAUAAUUUGCCUAUCCUUCUCCCUCUUGGGGCUUAACCUCGUCUUUCUGACCGGUAUCGAAGCUACAGGGCCUGCCGUCGGCUGUACGAUCGUGGCGGUGUUGAUUCAUUUCUUUACUCUAGCUUCAGUUGCCUGGAUGGCCGUAGCAGCCACCAAUAUGUAUCUUCUGUUUGUGAAAGUUACCAACGCUAUGGUGUCUCACUUCAUGAUGAUAGCGUCAGCCACUGCGUGGGGACUUCCGUUGUUAGUGGUUAUCAUCGUAUUUGCAGUUGACCACACACAAUAUAUAAAUGAUAAUUAUUGUUUCCUGAAAGUUGGCAACUCGUUAUACUAUGGCCACAUACUCAUCAUUGGACUCGUUCUACUCUACAACUUCGUCAUCUUCACCCUGGUUAUGUACAGGCUGACCCGCCCCAGCUUGAUUUCAUCUACAACCCAUGACAGGGAGGUGGCUACUCGACUCAAGAGGGCCUUUUAUAUCUCAAUCUUGAUCGGUCUGACAUGGGUCUUCGGACUCUUAUCUUUUAUUGCGCCGCUGUAUUUACCCUUCCAAGUCCUUUUCGAAGUCUUUAAUUCUCUUGAGGGCUUUGCAAUCUUUCUGAUUUUUUGCUUGAGGGAGAAGGAAGUUCGUAAGGCUUGGAUUGGUGUUUUUGCAAGGACAAAAAAAGAUAGCCAAAUGUCAGCCAUGGUAACUUUAUCCCACUGAACCACGAUGCUCCAAAAUCUCGUGUUAAAAAAAUACAUGGAGGUUCAAAGUGUGCCAGAAAUCUCCCUUGUUUGGAAGGGCAAUUUAUUUUCAUAAUCUGCAAUGAUCUACGAUACGCAGGGUUGUUAUUUUUUCAUAUAAAACUGAAGCCAAAACUUGUUAACUCUCACUGUUCUGCUGAAUGAACAGUCAAUGGUAUUAUAACAUGUCUCAUGACGAUGACUAGAGCAAGCUAGUCAAAACGUGGAGACCAAUUUAAAGAAUUCGGGUACUUUUUC
This is a messenger RNA of Asterias rubens (European starfish), 3289 nucleotides long. RefSeq names its product adhesion G-protein coupled receptor G4-like. Lineage: Eukaryota; Metazoa; Echinodermata; Asteroidea; Forcipulatida; Asteriidae. Bases 723 to 3011 code for a protein of 762 amino acids. Gene Ontology annotation, cellular component: membrane. Gene Ontology annotation, biological process: cell surface receptor signaling pathway; G protein-coupled receptor signaling pathway. Gene Ontology annotation, molecular function: G protein-coupled receptor activity. The record is from RefSeq and is a predicted model, not a curated record. The transcript has 13 exons.